GAGAAGAAGGAGCAUCUCCACGGCGAUCGAGGUUACCUCAGAGAUGCGCACAUUCGCUUUUUCGCUCUAUGGGCAAUCAGACAUUUGAGCAAAUCUCGCUGCCAUUGUAGCCAGCUGAGGCUGGACGACCUUUCUCUCUGUCGUCGCCGACGUUGCUUCGCCAGGAAAGCGAGUGCAGAAUUCGAUCUCGCCGUGGGAAUAGCUUCAGCAUUUUCGCAUCUACUCCAGACGUCGGGAUUUUGUUAUUUUAACAGCGAUGGCCUCCAAAUCGAAAUCGCUGCGAUUCUGCAGCCUGCAAAUCCUGCUGCUGGCUCAAUUAGCGAUGGGGCAGCAGUUCAGAAUUGGCAAUAACGUUGCCGCUAGCAAAGUCAAUAUGCCAACGAUAUCCAAUAUCGAGGCGGACGCUUUUAUCAGCAGGGCUUUCCAGGCCAUGGAGCAAAAGUUCCAGAAACAAGGAGGCAUAGAGAGUAGUAAAAAGGACAAAAGCCAAAAUUUGACUGAAAUGGCGCUCAUAGCCGAGGAGGCAUCCAAAUACAUUGUACACUCAUUUAACCUUAACCGAGAUCAAGUGAUCCACGGUCUGCCACUGGUGGACAUCAGAAAUACGCCUCUGGGCAAAAAUUGUCCUAUCACCGUCGAGCUCCCGUGCCAACCUCGAAGGUACAGGGCACAUUCAGGGUUUUGCAACAACGUGCAAAAUCCACACUGGGGCACAGCGAAUACUCGGCUGCUCAGGUUUCUCCCACCUGACUAUGGAGAAGGUGUGAGUAUCCCUCGACACAGUGUGAGCGGAGAGGGCCUUCCGAGUGCAAGCACCGUGUCCGAAGGGAUCAGAGAGUCGCAGCACCAAGUGUCCAACCACUCGCACCUGAUGCCCAUCGUGGCCGUGUGGGGAGAAUUCGUGGCCAACGAUAUUUUUCACGCACCGCGAAUGUCAGGUUCAAAAGGCGAGCGCCUGAAAUGCUGUUCCAUCAGUUUUAAUGAGUUCCACGAGGAGUGCUUCCCCAUUGGCGUGACUGACAACAAUUUCAAGCACGAGAAGAAAUGUCAAGAGUACGUGAGAUCGGCCACAGCACCGCGCAUCGGCUGCACUUUGGGCCCAAGGGAGCAGCUGAACAAAGCGACGUCCUACCUUGACGGCUCGGUUGUUUAUGGAAAUUCUUACGAGGAGGCCAAAUUCUUGCGGACCGGCUCGAAGGGUCAGCUUCGCAGUUUCGUCACCAACAGUGGCAAGCACCUGCUGCCGCUCGCAGAUGAGACCAGAGACUGCCAAAAUUCCCAGUGCUUUUUGGCCGGCGACCCCCGGGUUAACGACUAUGGCGAGCUCACCGCGCUGCACACUUUGUUUUUGCUGGAGCACAACAGAUUGGCAAGCGAGCUGGCUAAUUUGAAUCCGCACUGGGGCGACGAGACCAUCUACCAAGAGGCGCGGCGUAUUGUGGCCGCCCAGAUUCAAUACAUCACCUACAACGAGUUUUUGCCCGUGCUGCUCGGCCAAAACUUGAUGGAUUUUUACAAAAUGAAGCCGCAAAGCGCCGGCUACAGCUCGGGGUACGAUCUGGAUUUCAACGCUGCCAUUAGUAACGGCGUGGCAAUUACCGCGCUCCAAUUUAUUGCCUCCUCUCUGCCAAAUGCUUUUAACUUUUACAACGAGAAAAAAUCAAAAGUCCAAAUGUCUGAUGGCAUUAACCACGUGCUGAACGGUCUCCUGCAACAUCUCAGCGAGGAACGGAACACCGCUGACGAGCCUAAAAAAGACACCGCAGCGCAAAUAAUUCAACAAGGCAGGGACCAUGGCAUCCCAAGCUACACCAAGUGGAGGCAGUUUUGCAACCUAACAAAAGUGGAUAAUUUCCUCGACUUGGCGGAAGUGAUGUCGAUCAAGUCGAUGUCGGCGCUCAACAAAAUCUACAAUGACGUCGACGAUAUCGAUUUGUUUGCCGGAGGGCUCUCGGAAAACCCACUCGAAGGAGCUCUUGUUGGACCAACAUUUGCCUGCCUGCUCGGCCUGCAGUUCCACUACUUGAAGCACGGUGACAGAUAUUGGUUUGAGAACGACCUGCCCCCCUCGGCUUUUACGCUCGAUCAGCUCACCGAUAUCAGAAGGACGAGUCUGGCGCGCAUUCUCUGCGAUAACGCAGAAAUUCACGCCAUCCAGCCGCAGGUCUUCCUUGAAGACGACGCGUACUUGAACCACAAAAUAAAUUGCAGGGGCAACGCGUUGGACAGAAUGACUCUAAAGCCGUGGCACGUCUCGUCGCCUAAAUUUAUACUGCCACCAACUUUGCUGAGCGAGGCCUUUUCCGUAGCCAAAGAGGACGCGAGCAAAGUUUUGGCUCAGGAGCUGUCGCUCUUCCAAAACAAAAAAACCGCACACCCGCACUCGCCCACCGGCACGGCGUUUGGAUUCAAUCGGCCCACCAUCCAGGCGACUGAAAUUGCCAACACGUCGCUUCUGUUGCAAUUCGCCUCUGCCAGUUUCGUCAGCAGCUUCCUUCAGGGACAACUCGCCGACCCAGAAAUCGGCCACAGCGGACCAGCUCCACGCGACCUGAAGGAGCUGCUCAGUCUGCUGCCGACCGUCGAUAUUUCAGAAGAAAUAGUUAUUCCUAGGGUGUUUAAGUGCGACGAGCAGACCUUGCCUUGCGACCAUACAAGCAAGUUCAGAACGGCGACGGGCUGGUGCAACAACCUGAAAAGACCUGAGCUCGGAAAAUCACUUAGGGCAUUCACGCGCCUGCUGCCCUCCUCGUACGAUGAUGGGCUGAGCAUCCCCCGAGCAACGUCUCUUAUUGGAGGGCCACUUCCGAGCGCUCGACUUGUUUCGACCAGCAUCCACGACGACAUCAGCUUCCCUCACACUAGAUACACACUCAUGUUUAUGCAGUUCGCCCAGCUGCUCGACCACGAUCUUACGCACACCCCAGUUCACACAGGUUUCCAAAACUCCAUUCUCGAGUGCAAAGAGUGCGACUCUCAGGUGACCCUCCACCCCGAAUGCUAUCCAAUUCCGGUGCCCGCAAACGAUCCUUACUACCCCAACAUUAACAGCACGACCGGGAAGCCAGUAUGCAUCCAGGUCACCCGCUCCCUGCCCGGCCAACUCACCCUUGGCCCGAGGGAGCAGUUGAACCAGGUCACCGCCUUCAUCGAUGCCUCUUUCAUUUACGGGUCGGACUCGUGCAAAAUGGAAUUACUCAGAUCGAACGGUGGCUUCCUAAAUGUCACCAGACACCCCAACAGAGGCAAAAGCUUGAUGCCCCAAAUUACGACGCAUCCCGAGUGCAGAUCGCAGUCUGGAAAAUGUUUCAAUGCCGGUGAUGCGCGUUCGUCCGAACAGCCAGGUCUCGCUGCGAUUCAUACGGUUUUCAUGCGAGAGCACAACAGAAUUGUUGCCGAAUUGUCUAAGCUAAACAGGCACUGGAACGCUGAUACGCUUUAUUUACACGCGAGGCGAAUUUUGUCCGCGGUCACGCAGCACAUGGUUUACAGCGAAUUUUUGCCACGACUGCUCGGCAUGGAAGGCAUCCAAAAGUUUGACUUGGCGUUGCAAGGCAGUGGAUAUUACGAAGGUUACGACCCCACAUGCGACGCAACAAUAGUCAACGAGUUCGCAGCAGCCGCUUUCCGGUUCGGCCACAGCCUCCUGAAGCCAAAUUUGGGCAGAAUGGAUCACUUGUUCGGGCACUCGGGUCCAAGCGUGCGGCUGCGUGACACUUUCUUCAACCCGGACCUUUUGUACGAGCCAGGAAUGGUCGACGAACUGCUCAGAGGCCUAGCCACCACCCCCAUGGAGAACUUGGACAAUCACAUUACCGAGGAAGUGACUAACCACCUCUUCGAAGACAAACGAAUCCCUUUCUCGGGAAUGGAUCUGGCUGCUAUCAACAUUCAGAGAGCUCGUGAGCAUGGUAUAACCGGAUACAACAACUACAGAGAGCAUUGCAAUCUGACCCGCGUGAGCUCUUUUGACGACCUUCGAGGAGAAAUUCCCGACAACCUGAUUAGAUCCUUCAAAAGAAUUUACAAACACGUGGACGACAUCGAUCUUUUCCCCGGUGGUUUGGCCGAGAGGGCCAUUUUGGGAGGUUUGGUCGGACCCACCUUUGCUUGUAUCAUCGGCAGGCAGUUCCACGUGCUAAAAAAGUGCGAUCGGUUUUGGUACGAGAACUCAGACCCGUUGGUACGAUUCACGGAACCACAGCUGGAGGAGAUCCGACGGGCGACCCUCUCGAAAAUCGUGUGCGACAACUGCGACGGCGUGACGUCCAUCCAAAAAUCGCUCAUGGACCUGGUGCACCCAUUCAUGAACCCACGAGUGAAAUGCAAAUCUCUUCCGUCGAUUGACCUGAGUCUGUGGAAGGAGCAAAAGUCGUGCACAAAGGAAGGACAGGAAAUCGAAUUGGGCGCCACCAAGAAAAUAUCACCCUGUGUCAUGUGCACCUGCACUUCGGAAGGGCCGCUGUGCCAAUCGCUCAAGAUCGGAAAUUGCUUCCAACUGGCUAGCACGUUCAAACCAGAAGCCGUCCUCGAGGACAACGUGUGCAAGGUUCAGUGCGCUUUCAUCUUCAGGGCACUACCUAAAGUCACCCUGAACACAAACGAGCUGCUCGGCUUUUCGAGCGGUAAAAAUUAGGCCCGCACAAAAACCACGUGCAUAGCCGUUUUCAUUUGCGACUCGAAUUGGCGAGUAAAUAGCGGUGCUCUCUGUAAAUUAUUCAGCGGCCGUGUUUAUUUUUGCUAUGCAUAUGUAAAAGGGAAUACAAAACGAGACGAUGUAGAAACACUAGCUCGUUUGUUCAACAAAAGAUCCUUUUUCAGGCAUGCAGUUACGCUGCACGGACGUACGUCAUGAUGUAAAUUUUUGAAUAAAUUUCUACGUUUAGCACA
Molecule: messenger RNA, 4890 nt
Organism: Cloeon dipterum
Lineage: Eukaryota; Metazoa; Arthropoda; Insecta; Ephemeroptera; Baetidae
Exons: 23
Coding region: 257-4636 (1459 amino acids)
Biological process (GO): response to oxidative stress
Molecular function (GO): peroxidase activity; heme binding
Source: RefSeq, a predicted model, not a curated record